This is a messenger RNA of Chenopodium quinoa (quinoa), 1740 nucleotides long. RefSeq names its product stearoyl-[acyl-carrier-protein] 9-desaturase, chloroplastic-like. The transcript is spliced from 4 exons. Bases 341 to 1516 code for a protein of 391 amino acids. Gene Ontology annotation, biological process: fatty acid metabolic process. The record is from RefSeq and is a predicted model, not a curated record. Gene Ontology annotation, molecular function: stearoyl-[ACP] desaturase activity. Gene Ontology annotation, cellular component: chloroplast stroma. NCBI's taxonomy places the organism in Eukaryota, Viridiplantae, Streptophyta, Magnoliopsida, Caryophyllales, Amaranthaceae.
CUUGGUUUGUUGCUAAUGGUUGGGCUUGGGCACAAUAUAAAGGUGUAGCAUAUAUAAAUUCAUGGAUUAUCACUGGUACACUUUUAAUAUUUGCUUGUUUGUUCUUUUUUUUUAAAAAAAAAAAAUCAAAAUCAAAAUCAAAACAAGCAUAAAUUAGAAAAGCAAACAAAGACGAGGCAACGCCACUCCUCUAAUAUCUUUCAGUUUUUUAGAGUUCCGUCGUUACACCCAAUUCCAAAUUAGUUCUCACUGCCAGCCUGCCAGUUCGUUGAACCUUAACAUGUAUUGUUAUUGAUUACUUGGGUAAUAGAUUUGUAUUGUCAAAGGAAAGAAAACAACGAUGGCUCUUAUUAGUUAUCACCCUCUACCUCAAUUGAGCACUCUCAGUGUUAAAGCUCCCAAGGCUUGCAUGAACCUUACUUUCAACUAUUCCUCAUCUAAAGGAGGUGAAACUCUGAAGAAACCUUGCAGCCCUAGACACGAAAUGGGUAGUAACCAAGUACUUGUAACCAAUUCCAUGGCACCCGAAAAGAUUGAGAUUUUCAAGUCCAUGGAAAGCUGGGCAGAAGAUAACAUUUUGGUGUAUCUGAAGCCAGUAGAUAAAUGCUGGCAGCCCCAAGAUUUUCUUCCUGAACCAACUUCAGACGGCUUUUACGAUCAAAUCAAAGAGCUGCAGGAGAGAGCCAAGGAGGUUCCAGAUGAUUACUUUGUUGUUUUGGUAGGACAUAUGAUUGCUGAAGAAGCACUUCCUACUUACCAAACUAUGCUUAAUACUUUUGAUGGAGUAAGAGAUGAAACCGGGGCUAGUCCGACUUCAUGGGCUACUUGGACUAGAGCUUGGACUGCUGAAGAAAAUAGACAUGGUGAUCUUCUUAACAGGUAUCUCUAUCUCUCUGGCCGCGUUGAUAUGAGAGCUAUCGAGAAAACAAUUCAGUACUUGAUUGGCUCGGGAAUGGACCCAAGAACUGAAAACAAUCCGUAUUUAGGUUACGUAUACACGUCAUUUCAAGAAAGGGCAACAUUCAUUUCACACGGCAAUGCUGCAAGACUAGCCAAACAACAUGGUGAUCUGAAGCUAGCACAAAUUUGUGGCCUUAUUGCUGCAGAUGAAAAACGCCACGAAAAUGCUUACAGCAAAAUAGUGCAGAAACUGUUUGAAAUAGAGCCUGAUACAACCAUCCUCGCUUUUUCUGAUAUGAUGAGGAAGAAGAUCUCUAUGCCGGCCCAUCUCAUGUAUGAUGGUCGCGAUUACAAUUUGUUUGAUCAUUUUGCUGCUGUUGCUGCUCGGCUUGGAGUUUACUCUGCCAGAGAUUAUGCUGAUGUUAUGGAACAUUUGGUGAACUAUUGGGAAGUUGAGAAGCUCACCAGCCUUUCGCCUGAAGGGCGAAAAGCUCAGGAAUUUGUUUGUGGUUUACCCCAAAGAUUUAGAAUCAUUGCAGAGAGGUCUCAAGGAAGAGCAAAACAAGCGCCCUUCAUGCCUUUUAGUUGGGUUUAUGAUAGAGAAGUCAGGCUUUGAGCUCUUAAUUCUUUUGUUGCUGAACUUGUUAUGGUCUUGUAAUUAAUUUGCGCGAACUUGCUUCUUUAUCAACAGAUUAAAAUUCUGAUAGAUAAAUAGAGCAAUUUAAGCAGAAGAUAGAUAAAAAUUAGUACAUCUCAAACAAUAGUUCUGUAAUUAAAAAUGUGCAACUCGCUGUUCAAGAAUCCGGCCCUUUUACAAUGAAAAGUAAUUACAAGCAAUCA